Scheffersomyces amazonensis is the source of this 1629-nucleotide messenger RNA. RefSeq lists its product as uncharacterized. The transcript has 2 exons. The coding region runs from base 1 to 1629 and encodes 542 amino acids. Gene Ontology annotation, cellular component: fungal-type vacuole; plasma membrane. The record is from RefSeq and is a predicted model, not a curated record. Lineage: Eukaryota; Fungi; Ascomycota; Pichiomycetes; Serinales; Debaryomycetaceae.
AUGGGGGAUGUUAACUUUUCAAAAUUCUUACCCCUUAUUCCAUCCGAAUAUCAUACCUAUUUAAGUACUUGGUCUCCUACAAGUUUCCCAGCUACAAAGACCUUAAGUUAUAUAGCUCCAACUCAUGCAUCUGAUUUAAGUGCAUCUAUAACAUCUAUUCAAUAUGCUGUUGCCACUGAAACUGAAAGAAAUUCCCUUUAUUCACUCUAUCGUUUGUAUAGAGGAGCUCAAGCAUCUUUAACUAUUAUUAAUAAUGAAAAUAUGAUUGCUACUGGUACUGCUACUCAAGACUUUCCUGAAAUGACUGCUGCAAUUUAUAAUGCAACCUUGAAUUUAAUUUCAUUAGACAAAGAAGCUAAUUUAUAUUCUAGUGAUUUAAGUAAAACAGCUAAUUUAACGAUGGCUAUUUUGUUUGCAAUUAUCUUUCUUUGGCAAGCAGGUUUGGCUAUGUGGUCCAGACAUUUCUAUUUCGGCUUUUGUUUUGUUUUAGGGACUGGACUCGAAUUUGCUGGCUACUUGGCAAGAUACUUAACUGUAGGUGAUUAUUCAAAUUAUGAUAAGUUCGUAUGUCAGAUUAUCUGUUUAACUUUAGCUCCAGCUUUCUUAAUGGCAGGAAUUUAUCUUUUACUAGCACAGUUAAUUGUUCUACAUGGGAGACAUUAUUCAAUUCUAAAACCGAUGUGGUUUUCCUAUAUAUUCAUAGUUUGUGAUGUGGGAAGUUUAGUAGUGCAGGCUAUUGGAGGUGCUAUUGCUGGAAUUGCUUUAAAUGAAUUUAGAAGUACAGUAUUCGGAACUCAUAUAAUGGUAGGAGGUAUAGCGUUCCAAGUGGUUUCCAUGACAUUAUUUCUAUACUUCUUGUUUGAUUUUAUUAAUAGAAGUCUUUUUAGAACCGGAAAUACUAACGUUAGAUUUACGGUGGGAAACUAUUUGAAAUGUUUGCUUAAUACGAAGGGAGGUAGAAAUAUAAAGCAAACAUUAAAUCCAUUUUACAAUCCGAAGCAUGAUGAAAUUCGUCAAAGGGCAGGGUUUGGGUUAAUCCCACUUAUGAUUCUUCUUUCUGUUGUGCUAGUGUACAUUCGUUGUAUAUAUAGAGUAGUUGAAUUAGCACAAGGAUGGAAAGGUUAUUUAAUUACUCACGAGGUUUAUGUUAUGACUUUAGAUGCCUUAAUGAUACUUUUAACAUGUAUUAUUUACCUGAUCUAUCAUCCAUCAUUUAUGUUUGGUAAAGAUUGCAUCUUGACAUACGCCUACAUUAAGAAAGCUGAAGAUGUAGAUUUCAAUGAUACAGGUAGUGAAAACAGCUUUGUAGAUGAAAAGAAAGCUUAUGAAUCUAAUCACCGAAACUUCAAACAUUUACCGCAAAAUAAUCCAUUUGAUGAUCAAUAUAGGUACAGUUAUACUUCAACUGCAAAUUCCAAUACUCAAAAUCACUACCAUAGUCGUAUGAACAGCUUCACGACCAAUAAUCAAGAUGAUGCCUUUAAAGCAAUGAAGUACUCACCAAAUAAUGAAAUAACAGAUGAAGUAUAUCUGCUGUAUCAACAUAGUCAAGUUGCUUCACCAAGUUUCCGUAUUCCUGAAGUACACCUGCAUGAUUUAAGUGAUAAAGAAAGCUUCAUUUUUUCUUAG